Molecule: messenger RNA, 2022 nt
Organism: Pteropus alecto (black flying fox)
Lineage: Eukaryota; Metazoa; Chordata; Mammalia; Chiroptera; Pteropodidae
Gene: ARIH2OS
Product: ariadne RBR E3 ubiquitin protein ligase 2 opposite strand
Source: RefSeq, a predicted model, not a curated record
AUGGGACACAGCAACAAUCGGGGAAGGAAGAGGAAAAACGGGGACACCAAGCGCCCCGUCCGCCACGGCCGUAGUCUUCGGCUGCCGGUCCGCGGCCGGCCGGGGGCGCUGGGACCGUGUACGGGCGGCCUGGGGAGCCGGGGCCUCGCGGACCGCGACGAAGGCGGAGCCCGGACCCGGCUAGGGAGGCGCGCGGAGAGCCCACCUCCCUCCCCCGACUGCCGGGUAAACAAGGCCGCGACCCGCACUUCUCACCUACCGGGAGCCGCGGCCUCGCGGCCGCUGAGCCCGGGCGGGCCAGACCGGGUCGGUCUGAGCCAGAGGGAUCGGACCCAGGCGCGGCGGCGGCGGAAACGGCAGGCCGACGCCGGUCAAGCCCGCGCUGCUUCCUCCGGCGGAGCCGUCUCCGCCGCUCCGGAAGCGCUCAGCGCGGUUACGUCACUUCCGGCCCGGGGUCGACCCGCGGUCGCAGGGGUCGCGGCCGACGCUAGGUAAUAGUGCCCUUGGGUCGGCGCUUGUGUGUACCCCAGCGCUCGGUCCCAAAAUCUGACCAGGGCACGGCCAGCGCUGAGGGUUGCAGGAAGCAGCGUUCGCCUACCAACGCCGCCCGCCGCGAUAUUUCUAAGCAGGGUUUUUCUGAUAGACUCCGCAUUUCACUGUUUGUAUUCUGGUGUCGGACAUGGGGAAGACAUCCUGACGUCCGUGGAGUGGAUAAAGGACGGUUGCUAGACGAAGGAGAGCACGGCCUUUGGGUCGGCGCGCGGGGUGAAUUCCGCCUAUGCCCUGAGGCUAUCUCCUGGUGGCCCCAGACUCGCAACCUCGCCAGGCUUUCAUUUCCCUCUCCGCCCGACUCACCGCCCACUUCUUCGGCUUCCCAUCACCAUACAAGGCUGAAUCUUAACUGCCUUGCUGCCCAGUUUUUUCAAACAGUAUAGGAAGUGUCAAUCAUGACUUCUAGUAUACCUUCUGUGUCCUGUCGUUAGGCGUUAUGGAUAGGUUAGAGCCAUGGAGGGUCACUGAAGUUGCUGCUACACAAAUAGAAACGCCAGUGUGAAGCCGCUGAUGCUAGGGAGCGUCUUGGGCCGUGCAAGUACGUAGAUAACCCAAAAGAUUUCCAUCCAUACCCGAGUCGAGUCGUGUAUGCACUGAUAUUCGAGUUCUACGUGUAACGGGCUCUCUUAUUUAGUGCUUGCUGCUUGUAUGUACGCGUAUAUUUCUUAUCCAUGAGUUGAAACUCACUUCCAGUUUAACUCAGAACAUGUGUCUAAAUCAGAUACAAUUAAAUACUAAAAAACUCCAAAUUAAUUUGGAGUGAAAAUGAAUAGUGAUGAGUAAGAUACUGUAGGGUUAUGAAUUUUGUAUAUUAGCAACAUAAAAGUCUACUAUAAUCCAGUGUGCCUUAAUAACAUUUGUUUUGAGAAAACAUAUCCCUUUAAAUUAUGAUACUAGCAAUGAACCCAAAUUAUAUUUUCUGCAUUUGAAAUGUCACUUAGAAGCUCUUACUCUGGGUUACUGGUAAUAAAUUAUCUCUAGUGAACAAAAGGGAAAACAGUCUUUCUGUGGAGUUAUUGUGUUUAGGUGUCAAGCACAAAGCUGCACGUACAAUAUAUUGGAAUCCUAUGUAUUAUCCUUAUUUGUCGACUUGUCUUUCCCCUGAUGGUGAGUUUUUUAAGAGCACUGAUCCAACCUUAUUUUCAAUAUUACUCCAUUAAAUAAACAUUUAUUGGGCUGACGAUAACAUUUUUAAAUAGUAGCAGUCUCUCCCCAGGAAAUAAAGAUUUAAAAAUUAAGCCGAAACAUUUAAGGAUAUGCAUAAAAAUUUGUGCACAUACGUGUGUUUUGGAAUGGUGUUUCUAAUAGUAAAAAGUUUGUAGCAUCUCAAGUGUCCAAAAGUGAGGAUUUGUUAAAUUAUGGUAAAAUAUACAAUAAAGAAGGCCAUAAUAAUGAUGCUAUACAAAGGCAGCUAUUGACAAGGAAAGGUAUUUGUGAUAUACUCUUAAGUGAUAAGAAUAAGAUGUGAAA